Acaulospora morrowiae is the source of this 1359-nucleotide messenger RNA. The record is from the annotation of a GenBank genome assembly. Lineage: Eukaryota; Fungi; Glomeromycota; Glomeromycetes; Diversisporales; Acaulosporaceae.
AUGUCCUCAGAAAAGGAAAAAGAAAAAAGUCGUCGGAUAAAUAGUCUCCCUUUUUUGGUAUAUAAAGAACCCGAUGAAAAUCAAUUCGGUGGAUAUACCAGAUUAGUUGUGAAAAAGGUAAUCAUCGCUUCUUGUUUUUUCUCGACAGAUAGUAACAUGUUGACAGAAAUCGUUUCUUACCUUCCUAUUUCUAAGCUGGUUCUUUUUCUUUUCGUUAUAUUUGUGUUGGUAUUUGCUUAUAGGAGAGAUUUGAAGGAGACGAUGAACUCGAUAUUUGCAAUAGUGUACUGUGCGGUCCUACUAUGUCACCGCCUACCUUACGCAUUCUUAUCACACAUCACGGGUAAAAUUGUUAAGCAAAAAUACACCCAACCAGAUUUACGUCAACGAUUCAUCUCUGUCACCGUCAAGACUGCUUGUGAGACAUUACCAUUAUGGAUUAUAAGGAUCUUAUUCCAUAUCUCGGGUGUAUAUGAACAGAUGGCCAAUGGUCUGUUUUUCGGCAAGUUGAGAAACCAGUGGUGCCGUUCGGUGUCUGGUACUGAGUGGCAGGGCUAUUUGAUUGGUGAGAAUGCGGAAACAGCGGAGAUCGGAGAAGAUGCAGAUUUAGUGAUCAUUUAUGCUCACGGCGGUGGCUUUGUUUGUGGUGGAGCUUUGAUAUCACUCGUUGUGUUUGUUGAUUGGAUUAAGAGCUGGAAAAUUAGUCAUGGUGCCAAAACCCAUAUCGUGUCUCUUGAAUACGGAUUAUCACCCGAGCAUCCAUUCCCAGCUGCGAGGGAUAUGUUUUUACAAUGUUAUCACACUUUAGUCAACGAGAAAGGAAUCAGUCCAUCAAAGAUUGUUUUCGCUGGUGACAGUGCUGGAGGAAACACGGCUACCAUUGCUUCUUUUGAACUCUUGAACAAUCCCAGUAAAUACUCCGUUCCUCAACCCUCUCGUCUCCUACUUAUAUCACCCGUAUUAACGGCUCUGAAGAUUUCCAGGACAUUCAAAACCAACGAAGCUUACGAUUGCUUGAGCAAGCAAUGGUUUGACCGAUGCCUAAGCAAUUAUAUUUAUGGUACCAACCUCCUUCCUACAUGUCCCAUGAUUUCGCCAUUAUACGAACGUCGCUUCAAAGGACUACCCCGUACGUGGAUAUGUGUCGGUAGUUACGAACUAUUUCUUGACGACAUAACACUUUUCAUCGAGAAAGCGAGAAGUCAAGAUGUUGAAGCGGAAAUUGUGGUCGAAGAAAACAACUCGCAUAAUUAUGCUAUCUUGUACCCGUUAUCACGGGAUGGUGGCGCUCAGAGGGCUGUUAAGUACAUGUCCAAAUUUUUAUUUGGCGAAUUACCCAUUAGAAAGAUAACCAAUUAG